Messenger RNA from Ahaetulla prasina, 2272 nucleotides. RefSeq names its product telomeric repeat binding factor 2 (gene TERF2). Bases 432 to 2174 code for a protein of 580 amino acids. The transcript is spliced from 9 exons. Gene Ontology annotation, biological process: negative regulation of telomere maintenance via recombination; negative regulation of telomeric D-loop disassembly; protein localization to chromosome, telomeric region. Gene Ontology annotation, cellular component: nucleus; shelterin complex; chromosome, telomeric region. The record is from RefSeq and is a predicted model, not a curated record. Gene Ontology annotation, molecular function: double-stranded telomeric DNA binding; telomerase activity; G-rich strand telomeric DNA binding. Lineage: Eukaryota; Metazoa; Chordata; Lepidosauria; Squamata; Colubridae.
UCCGGGCGCCUGAAUCUCGCUGCCUGCCCGGCGUUCAGCAAGGGAAAGGAGAGGCUGCGAAAGGGCCGCGGGAGCCACUCCGUUCCCCAACUCUGGGUCCUGGCAGGCGCCGCGAAUCGCCAAAGAGGCCACGGAAUCCCUGCGGGAAUCCCGCUCGGCCUCCGAAGGGCCGCCUGUGCUCAGAGACCGUCCCCCGCUCCCGGCAGGGGCAGGCAGGGGGAGCCGGGCGCAGGGAAGCGGCCGCCCCAUCAGGGCUCCGGGCGCCUCCGGGGGGAGUUUCGGCCCGGCGGAUCGUCUGCUGCGCACCCGCGGCCGGUAGGGACGGACUCAGGCGCUCACUGCGCUUGCGCCCCAGAGGGCGCCGCGAAGCACUCUGGGAGCUGUGGUCCAGGCUUACUGGCGGCUUUCCGGGUGACGUCACUUCUGCGGGAAUGGCGGCGGCCGAGGAAGCGGCGGAGGCGCGCAGGAUGGAGCUGGAGGCGGAGGCGAACUGCUGGGCCGUCCUCUUCUACGCCCACCAAGCUUUGCGGGCCUUCCGGGCCGGAAACAGCCAGGACUUUCGGCAGCUGCGCGACGUCCUCACCGGUACGGCAGUCGCGGGGGCGGGGGCCGCUCCCGCACAGACACCCGAGCGGGCUCCGGGGCCUUCCUGCGCAUGCGUGUCGGGACGCUUCACCGCCUCUGCUUGUUCCCCAGCCGUCCUGGCGCGGCCGGUGGCCCUGGAGGAGCCGGUGCGGGUGCAGCUGCGGAUUAUCCAGAUCCUGUCCAGGCUGGAGGAAGAUUGGGCUAUUGACUCAGAAACUGAGCUCACGCCUCUUGAAAACGUGCUUGUCCUUCUGAAGAAGCUUGGAGAGGAAUGCCACAUCAGUGUAGAAAUAACAGAGGAAUUAAAGAGAAGAAUAAAGGAGGCUGCUGUUAUCACCUGUAUUAAGAACAAAGAAUAUGAACAUGCCAGCAAAAUCUUAAGGGAACACAUGUCACAGGACCCAAACUGCAAGCAAAUUCGGGCUAUUUUGCAUCACAUCAUCCAAGAGAAAAACUCUUCUCAUCCAGCCAUCUGUCAGUUCUCCUACAAAGCUUUCCAGCAGCAGAUUCUUCUCUUCUUUGAACCUCACUUGGAUGAUUCUGAGCCAUUUCUCUUAGCGAUGGCAAAAAAGCAUUGCAAUGAACGUCUGGAGUCCAAGAAGAGCCCAGCAGGAGCAGCUGGCAAGGAGAAAGUGGCUGUUUCAGGGGCUGCAGAAGAGGCCCCCGAGACCUGUGGGAUAGCAAGUGGAGAGAGAGCAGGACAACUCGGCAAUGCCCCAGAGGAAGGAGGAAGGCCGGAGUCUGGAGCAGGAACCAGAGAAACAGCAGCAAAAUCUUUGCCAGCACCGGAUGAACAUGAUGUUUUGGACUGCGUGGAGGCAGCCGUUGAGCCCACCAAAGCAUCCCCACAGGUGGAUGGAGCGACAGGGACAGCAGAGCCUGCUGCCAUGGCCCCCGUGUCUGCGGCUUCCGAUGACUCCGCUCAGGCCUCAAGCCUGAAGCCGGCUUUCUACGUGCUUUCUGUGUUGAGAGAAGCCUUCAAGAGACUUUCUAAUGCCCCAGACCCCGAGGAGGCGUUCUUGCAACUGGACAAGACUGAUUGGACUUAUUCCAGCCCACUCUUGCCUUCCGACUCCCCCAGAGCCAAGCGCCAGAAGACGGGAAACAUCGCUGUCCAGGCUGUCCUUGGCCUGGAGAAGAUCAGAUACCAUCCCUCGAUAAGCAACAUGCUGCUGUGGAAAGAGGAGAAACAUUGCAGGGAUUCUCCUGCCAGGAAGUUGAUUGCAAAGCCACUUGUGACUUUGCAAGUCCAGUCAUCCGAGUGUGAAGAGAUCCCCCCAAGUACGCUGUACCCAGGUUCCAGGGCGGCCAAGCAAGUGGCUCUUCCUGUUCUGCAAGAAGAGAAGGAAUCCUGGAGCGAUGAGGACGAGAUCUUCAUGGACCAUAAAUCAGAGUGGUCAGUUGGCACCGACACGUCUGGGGCUAGGAAGAAGUGGUCUUUAGAGGAGUCUGCAUGGAUCAAGGAAGGUGUGGAGAAGUUUGGGGAGGGGAGUUGGAAAACUAUUUCUCAAAAUUAUCCUUUUAAGGAUCGCACCCCAGUGAUGAUCAAGGACCGCUGGAGAACAAUGAAGAAACUGGGACUAAACUGAAUGUGAGGGCACAAUGUGCCUUGAACGUAUUGAGUUGGCUGUUGCUGUACCUUGAAUACAUUAUGUAAAUUAAAGAAUAAAACGUUUUUAUUGAGUAA